AUGGCAGCAGCUCAUGUCACCUGUAGUAAUCCCACGUUAUCUCUCAGUGUUCCCUGUUCUAUAGAUGCCAAAUGUUUUACACAGAACACAAAACUUAUUACCCAUCAGCCAGCUAAGGCAGGGCAGAGGCCAUUUCCAUGUUCUGAGUGUGGGAAAUGUUUUACAUACAAAUCACUUCUUGUAAGACAUGAGAGAAGUCACACAGGAGAGAAGCCAUUUCCAUGUUCUGAGUGUGGAAAAUGUUUUAUACAAAAAUCAGCUCUUGUUAUACAUGAGAGAAGUCACACAGGUGAGAAACCAUUUCCAUGUUCCGAGUGUGGGAAAUGUUUUACACUGAAAUCACAUCUUCUUAGACAUGUGAAAAUCCAUACAGGUGAUAGGCCAUUUCCAUGUUCUGAGUGUGGGAAAUGUUUUAUAGAUAAGUCACAUCUUGUUAGACAUGAGAGAAGAAGUCAUACAGGUGAGAAACCAUUUCCAUGUUCUGAGUGUGGGAAAUGUUUUCUGGAGAAAUCACAUCUUGUUAUGCAUGAGAGAAAACACACCGGUGAGAAACCAUUUCAAUGUUCUGAGUGUGGGAAAUGUUUUGUACAGAAAUCAUAUCUUGUUACACAUCACAGAGGUCACACAGGUGAGAAGCCAUUUCCAUGUUCUGAGUGUGGGAAAUGUUUUAUACAUAAGUCACAACUUGUUAGACAUGAGAGAAGUCAUACAGGUGAAGAACCAUUUCCAUGUUCUGAGUGUGGGAAAUGUUUUAUAGUUAAGUCUCAACUUGUUAGACAUGAGAGACAUCACACAGGUGAGAAGCCAUUUCCAUGUACUGAGUGUGGGAAAUGUUUUGUACAGAAAUCAGAACUUGUUACACAUGGGAGAAUACACACAGGUGAGAAACCAUUUCCAUGUUCUAAGUGUGGGAAAUGUUUUAUACAAAAAUCAAAACUUGUUAUACAUCAGAGAAGUCACACAGGUGAGAAGCCAUUUCCAUGUUCUGAGUGUGCGAAAUGUUUUACAAAGAAAUCACAUCUUGUUAUACAUCAGAGAUGUCACACAGGUGAGAUGCCAUUUCCAUGUUCUGAGUGUGGGAAAUGUUUUGCACUUAAAUCAUAUCUUGUUAUACAUCACAGAAGUCACACAGGUGAGAAGCCAUUUCCAUGUUCUGAGUGUGGGAAAUGUUUUGCACUUAAAUCACAUCUUGUUAGACAUCAGAGUAGUCACACAGGUGAGAGGCCAUUUUCUUGCUCUGAGUGCGGGAAAAGUUUUACCUGGAAAUCCAAUCUUGUUAGACAUCAGAGAGAGCACACAGGUGAGAAGCCAUUUCCAUGUUCUGAGUGUGGUAAAUGUUUUGCAUGUAAAUCAGAUCUUGUUAUACAUCACAGAAGUCACACAGGUGAGAGGCCAUUUCCAUGUUCUGAGUGUGGGAAAUGUUUUGCAUGUAAAUCAGAUCUUGUUACACAUCAUAGAAGUCACACAGGUGAGAAGCCAUUUUCUUGCUCUGAGUGUGGGAAAUGUUUUGCAUGUAAAUCAGAUCUUGUUAUACAUCACAGAAGUCACACAGGUGAGAAGCCAUUUUCUUGCUCUGAGUGCGGGAAAUGUUUUACACACAAAUCACGACUUGUUACCCAUCAGCAAAGUCACACAGGUGAGAAGGCAUUUCCAUGUUCUGAGUGUGGGAAAGGUUUUGCACACAAAUCACAUCUUGUUAGACAUCAGAGAACUCACACAGGUGAGAAGCCAUUUUCUUGCUCUGAGUGCGGGAAAUGUUUUACACAGAAAUCAGUUCUUGUUAUACAUCACAGAAGUCACACAGGUGAGAAGGCAUUUCCAUGUUCUGGGUGUGAGAAAUGUUUUACACAGAAAUCAGAACUUAUUACACAUCAGCGAACUCACACAGGUGAGAAGCCAUUUCCAUGUUCUGAGUGUGGGAAAUGUUUUGCACACAAAUCAGCUCUUGUUAGACAUUACAGAAGUCACACAGGUGAGAAGCGAUUUCUAUACUCUGAGAAAUAAAUUAUCUCUUGUUGCACACAAUAGACAUCACUCAGGUGAGGAACCAUUUUAAUCUUCUGGAGUAUACUUAUCAUUGCCAUGCAUUGUUCUUCAAGGUUCUUAUCCUAUCUCCUAUGCUUUUUGCAAUAUACAUGUUACCACCGGGUGAAAUAAUCAGAUGUCAUGCCCUCAUCUACCACUGCUAUACAGAUGACCUGUCUUUGCUUUAGGUACUGAGAACCCAGUACCAAUCCUAAAGGGUUGUCUAGCUGAGCUCCAGGUGUGGGUGAUGCCAGUUGGCUGUGAUUCAGUCCUGAUGAAGCAGGUCUUUAAGCUCACCACCAAAGGGCAGGGCUACAGUUCAGCUUUGCAAACCAACCAGACUUACGCUUGGGGGUUCAGAGUUAUAAAAUGCUGAUCAUGUGUGGAAUCUUGGUGUCCUGGAUAGUGGAGUGACACUUAGACAUCAGUAUCUGCCACAAUCAGAUCCUCAUCUGAGGAACAUAGUCAGACUCCAACACUUUAUUCCCUCAGAAGAUCUACCUACAGUCAUACAUGUACUUGUAUCAUCACGCAUAGACUACUCCAAUUUCUUCUACCUGGGUCUCCUAGCAAAAGAAUUGCACCGCUUGUAGCUUGUACAGAAUGCAGCAGCCAGGCUUUUACCUAACCAGCCCGUUCCUGCCACAUAACACCCAUUCUCUGCUCCCUUCACCGGCUGCCUGUAAGAUGGUGACUCUAUUACAUAAUGGGCUAUCCCAACCCUACAUGACUAGGGUCCAUGGUACCAGAAGCAGCUUCUGCCUUGUUACUGCCCUGCAUGCUGCCAUCUGCAGAUGAAGAACUGUUACCAGCAGUACCAAGAAUCCACAAGAAGUUCUUAGAUGUCAGAGGUGGAGAAAGGGUGGUGGCACUAGUGCUGCAGCGGGGGCUGCCGGAGGCACUGUCUGUGGGUAAUAUUGUCCUCAAGCAGCACUAAGGUGUCAGAGGGGAGACAGGGCAGUGGCAGUAG
This is a messenger RNA of Pseudophryne corroboree (corroboree frog), 2995 nucleotides long. Its product is annotated as gastrula zinc finger protein XlCGF26.1-like. The transcript has 3 exons. Gene Ontology annotation, biological process: regulation of transcription by RNA polymerase II. Gene Ontology annotation, molecular function: RNA polymerase II cis-regulatory region sequence-specific DNA binding; DNA-binding transcription factor activity, RNA polymerase II-specific. Bases 1 to 2004 code for a protein of 667 amino acids. Lineage: Eukaryota; Metazoa; Chordata; Amphibia; Anura; Myobatrachidae. Gene Ontology annotation, cellular component: PcG protein complex; chromatin; transcription regulator complex. The record is from RefSeq and is a predicted model, not a curated record.